Cyclopterus lumpus (lumpfish) is the source of this 2093-nucleotide messenger RNA. Its product is annotated as methionine aminopeptidase 2-like. Gene Ontology annotation, molecular function: metalloaminopeptidase activity. The transcript is spliced from 11 exons. Gene Ontology annotation, biological process: proteolysis. Bases 41 to 1468 code for a protein of 475 amino acids. The record is from RefSeq and is a predicted model, not a curated record. Lineage: Eukaryota; Metazoa; Chordata; Actinopteri; Perciformes; Cyclopteridae.
ACAGUCCCUUGCGCUUCCCUUUCCAGCAGCGCCUGCGAUCAUGGCGGACGUGGUUGCGGAGGAGGUAGUGGACCAGACGCCAGUCCCGGACCGGGAGCAGAACGGGAAGGCGGAGGACAAGGAGGAGGCCGAGCCCGUGGGAGAGACAGCGAAAAAGAAGAAGAAAAAGAAGAAGAAGAACAAGUCCGCAACGACAGGCGCCGAUGCGGAGGGUGACGGAGUGGCCGUAGUGGCCAAACAGCUGGAAAAGCAGGCGAUAGAAGACAAAGAGAAAGAGGAGGACGCCGAGGAAGAUGGAGACGAUGGAGAAAACGCGGCAGGGAAAAAGAAGAAGAAGAAAAAGAAGAAGAAAGGACCCAAAACUCAGACUGAGAUUCCAUCUGUGCCCAUCUGUGACUUAUACCCAAGUGGAAUAUUCCCCAUCGGACAGGAGUGUGAAUACCCCACCUUACAGGACGGUCGCAGUGCAGCGUGGCGUACGACCCACCAAGAGAAGCGGGUGCUGGAUAAAGCCAACGAGGAGGUCUGGAACGACUUCCGACAGGCGGCCGAGGCGCACAGACAAGUCCGGCAGCACGUCCGCGGCUUCAUGAAACCCGGCAUGACCAUGAUUGAAAUCUGCGAGCGGUUGGAGGACUGCUCUCGCAAGGUGAUAAAAGAGGACCGCCUGAACGCCGGACUGGCCUUCCCCACCGGCUGCUCCCUCAACCAUUGUGCUGCCCACUACACUCCCAACGCCGGAGACACCACCGUCCUGCAGUACGACGACGUCUGCAAGAUCGACUUCGGCACGCACAUUAACGGGCGGAUCAUUGACUGUGCCUUCACCGUCACGUUUAACCCAAAGUACGACAAGCUGCUGGAGGCCGUGAAGGACGCCACCAACACUGGCAUCAAGAAAGCCGGCAUCGACGUGCGUCUGUGUGACGUCGGGGAGGCGAUUCAGGAAGUGAUGGAGUCCUACGAGGUCGAGCUGGACGGCAAAACGUACCAAGUGAAGCCGAUCCGAAACCUGAACGGCCAUUCAAUCGGCCAGUACCGGAUCCACGCUGGCAAGACGGUGCCCAUCGUUAAAGGAGGAGAAGCAACAAAGAUGGAGGAGGGAGAAGUGUACGCCAUCGAGACCUUCGGCAGCACCGGUAAAGGAAUGGUGCACGACGACAUGGAGUGCUCUCACUACAUGAAAAACUUUGACGUGGGCCACGUCCCCAUCAGGCUGCCCCGAGCGAAGCACCUGCUGAACGUCGUCAACGAGCACUUCGGCACGCUGGCGUUCUGCCGGCGCUGGCUGGACCGCCUGGGCGAGAGCAAGUACCUGAUGGCGCUGAAGAACCUGUGCGACCUGGGCAUCGUGGACCCCUACCCGCCGCUCUGCGACACCAAGGGCUGCUACACCGCUCAGUUCGAGCACACCAUCCUGCUCCGGCCCACCUGCAAGGAGGUGGUGAGCCGAGGAGACGACUACUGAUGCCCCCCCCUCCCCCCUCCUCCCCGAGCCGACGCCCCUUAAACACAACAGCACCCUCACCGUCACCACACAGCACCUCCAGACCCCCACCCCUAAAAUAAAAAGCCUCUUCUUAAACAGGACGCUGUCGUCUCAGAGCGGCUUUGAGGGAUGCCAAAAUGCUGCUGUACUCUACCCACAAUGCACCACUCACAGCUUGCAAAAGGAAGAAGGCACCGGCCUACAGAGUCCUUCGUCUUUCCACCACAACGACAGAAAUUGUAAACGAGCCAACGCGCGCAACCUCCAUUUUACUAAAAAUGAUCGAGCUUAUUUAAGCUGCUGCUGAAUUCUAGCGCACCCCCAAGUAUCAAAGACGAGGAAACCCCGUUUCUAGGGCUCCAUCUGAGCCUCUAGUACGCAUGCUGCUGACGGGUUUAAGUGGCCAAACGUCUCCUCGUUUAAAAGCUCUAAUAACUCCUCACGCACCAACAUCUGCAGCUGUGUAGAGGGGGGAGGGGGUGUCUUUGAAAUCGUGGCUGCCACCGUUUGUUCCCCAGGUAAAAAAAAAAAUGCUUUGUUUUGAACUCCCUGAAAAAAUGUUUUUGUAAGGAAAGAAAAAAAAAGAUUAAAAUGGUUUUGCGCA